GCCGCCGACGGCGCGCCGCAGUGAGCGACGAGAGACACACGGAGGAGAGACGGUGAGUCACCGAGACCAGCCCCGGUCAACGACUGACAACCGGCGGACACGGAGACGGACCUGUCGGUCGGCCCGUUAGUCCGUUAUACCCCACCCCCACCCCCACCCCCACCCCCCACAUCAUCACCACCAUCAGCCCCCACCGCUGCUGCGGAGGCGCACGACGGUCGCGGACUGUUAAUGAGAUCCAGAUGAAACGCAUCGAGCGCAGCGUGGCUUCGACCCGAGAGACUACGGCAACCUGGUCGGCCGCAACCGGACUGCCGCUGCGGGGUUGAGGACCAGGUAACCGGACCGUCGAUGUUUAAUGUUGCUUUGACUUGUCGGGGGCUUCAGCAACUACAGCAUCCAGGCCGACGGCAACAGACUCUGCAGCGGUUACCAGGCCACGGAUUUUCCACGACACUCUGUUGCUUUAACUUACAUAAACGGAGAAUAACGCAACGAGACUCAUCAACCACAUAUAACCCUAAAGGACUGCAGCAACUAACCCCACAGCAACUAAACAUACAGCAACUGUGCCUGCUGUAACUUGUAAAAUAAUUGUUACGGUUUGAUGACCACCAUGUUGCAUCAGCUGGACGGUAACAACAUGAUCGGCAACUACAACUGUUGAUGUUUGAAUCAGUGUGACACUACGGUGUCUCGGCCUGCGACCACACGGGACCUGUCGACUCAUCGCCCAGCAGAUGGGCGUCCUCCCGGGCUGAUCGGCUGACCUGGAGUCAGUCAGCUGACGGCCUCAGGCUGAGCUAAGCCCCGCCCACCACCGCCCCCCCCCCCCUUUCCAGGUUCGGGUGAAGACGACGGCCAACAGUAUGAGCCUCCUGAAGGAGGCGGAGCCUGGCCGAGGGACGGAAGCCAAGACCUGGGCUCAGUCUCUGGUCUACACGCUGGAGGAGCUCGAGUGUAAAAUAUGCUACAACCGCUACGACACUCGAAGUCGCAAACCCAAAGUGUUGGGCUGUCUGCACCGGGUCUGCGCCAAGUGCCUGAAGAAGAUGGUCGACAUGGGAGAGUCUUCUCCGUCUAUCAUCUGCUGUCCAUUCUGUCGCCACGAGACCUACGUCCCCGACGAGGAGGUGUGGUUGAUGGAGGACGACCGACACAUCCUGGCUGUUCUGUCUUGUCAGGACCGAGCCCGGCGAGGUGGAGGAGGAGGUGGAGGUGGAGGAGGAGGUGGAGGUGGAGGAGGGGAGGUGUUGCUGAGUCCAAACAGUCUGACCGGGGGGGGGGGCGUGGAUCCCUCCCACCGGUCCUCGGACUGUCUGGUCAUCACCAUCAUGGAGCUCCCAGAGGACUCCCCAUCCUCGGACUCCCUGAGCAUGCUCAACGUGGUGGGUCUGUACCGCCCCCCCAGCCUGGACUCGCUGCCCUGCAACCUGCCCACCCAGAAGUGUCGCGCCUGGACGUCCCGCAGCUUCCCCCGCUGCCUGCUGGGGGCGCUUUGCCUGGUGUACUUCAGCUCUCUGCCUCUGGGGAUCUACCUGCUGAUGAUUGGUCAGCUGUGGCUCGGCGUGGUCCUGGUGAGUCUGGUCCCGUCCACGCUGCUGCUGCUCGUCCUCUACGGCUUCUGUCAGUGUCUGUGUCACGAGCUGAUGGAGGCGUUUGCCGCGCGCACACAUGCGAUGCCAUGACAGCAGCGACACAGGCGCUACCGCGGUGACGACAAAAUGUCCGCCAGGAGGACACGCUGAGCGCUGCUGACACACGCUGCUAUGACGACAAAACGUGGCCCCGACCCACGAAGACAUCACUGCUGCCAUGACAACAACACUAACGACUGGUCCCCGCUGCCAUGACAACAACACUAACGACUGGUCCCUGAUGCCAUGACAACAACACUAACGACUGGUCCCCGCUGCCAUGACAACAACACUAACGACUGGUCCCUGAUGCCAUGACAACAACACUAACGACUGGUCCCCGCUGCCAUGACAACAACACUAACGACUGGUCCCUGAUGCCAUGACAACAAUAAUAAUGAAUGGUCACCGCUGGCACGACAGUCGAGAACAGGCUGCCGUGACGACACACGGUACACAUUACUAGAAGCAACAACGCAGCCGUUACGACAACAGAGAGAAACCACAACAACCAAAACAACAAUCAGGACAACAAUGUGGGCACCAGAAGCAACAAAUACAUUCACAGCAUCAGUUAUCCCACCAGAAUCGGAACCCAGGGUGUCUUUUGGGUAUCACAUCUCAUUAUAAAUACAUUCAAAUAAUGUGUUGCCCGGAUGUAUUGUCAUAGAACAGAGUGGAUAAAAUACUGUAUUCAUCCCUUCUGGGGAUUUGUGAAAGAGACUGAAAGGAUUAAUAAACAACAACUUUGACGUCCCAUGACACAGCCGCGCUAUAUCAUUCACAUUCAUUCAUAUCCGUUACCUCAAACCUAACGGCAGCAUCGGUUACCAUAGCAACCUACCCAAUUAAGGAGCAAACCACCGUCAUAACUUUACAAGUCCCGCUGUGUAGUACAGGCCUCAGAAAAACCACACCAGAACCAGAACAGAUUCACCCAAAUACAGACUGACCCACCUGUCCACUGACUCCGCCCCCUCUGAAUACCAGCAUACCGCUUCCCCCCUCCUCCUCCUCCCCCAGCUGAUGACAUCAUCACAAGGAGGAUGCAGAGUUUAUCUCACUUUGCUGAUGUUUUGCUGUAAAGGUUUUUACUCUUUCCUGCUGGACAAACUGAGAACAAGUUGUUUCAUUUUAUACACGAAGACUACAGAAUCCAAACUGUCAGCUGAUGUCACAGGACACCAGCCAGCCAAUCAGAGGGGACUUCUUUCUGUGACCAUUGAAGCCGUUGCAGAAUCAACCAGACUGACUUUAAAUAGUUCAUCAUGUUCAACACAUGUAACUUUAUCAAUAUGUGUGAAUCUUUAACUGAUGUUCAUUAAAUACACUUGUUUUCUAUUUUCUUAAGACACCGGGAACAGAGAGAGGACUGUAGCACAAAGACUGGAAAUGAGGGAACUUGUUAGAAUAGCUCCAUCAAAGUCCUGCUUCCUGUCCAACUGUACUCCCACAGUAUUGGCAGAACAUAAAUAAGUGUUAACAUAUUAUUCCAAGAUGCCUUAUUAAAUGUCCUAAUAGAAAUGAAGUCUACAUUACCUUCUUUAUUGUUGUUUGUUAUAAAAACAGUGUAUACAUUAUUUUGAAUGAACUGAGCGUAUGAAUGUAUUUGUUUCAGAUGUGAUAGUAGGUCUCUGAAGGGCGUAACCAUGGUUCACACAUUGUUACAUAAACACAAUCCUCUGUGAAAUUGCCGAAAAAACAGAUUUGUGAUUGAUGUUUUACGACAGUUCUCGUUCUAACAUGUCAAAUCGCAACAACGUGGUCCUCAGACAAGUCACUUCAGCAUUUAAGUACCUCUUCUUCUAAUUUUACAUCACUGCUUCUACAGAUGUUCAAAUUAUUACCAAACCACAUGAAAAUCAUUUAUUAUUUGAUUUAACAGUCUCCCCUGGUUGCAGACUUUGUGCUAAGCUAACAGUCUCCCCUGGUUGCAGCUUUAGCGCUAAGCUAACAGUCUACCCUGCUUGCAGUCUUUGUGCUGAGCUAAAAGUCUCCCCUGCUUGCAGCCUUUGUGCUAAGCUAACAGUUUCUGCUCGUUGCAGCCUUUGUGCUAACAGUCUCCCCUCGUUGCAGCCUUUGUGCUAACAGUCUCCCCUCGUUGCAGCCUUUGUGCUAAGCUAACAGUUUGAGCUAAUAGAGAACAAUACAAUUAAAGAGUUGUCCGGCUGUUUCUCUUAGUUUUCUGUCUUUAUAAAGUGCCAUCGUUUGAUUUGAUGUUUGACUAAUGAUCAUGUGAUGAAGAGGAGGAGGAUACUGUUAGCCCUCAACAGCUGUUGUGUCACUUUCUGUCUCUGUAGAGGGUGGAGCAUGUGCAGUGUGGGCGCCAUUUAAACAUCAAAUAAACUACAGACACUGCAAUAAGAAUCAUUGCAA
This is a messenger RNA of Gasterosteus aculeatus aculeatus (three-spined stickleback), 4013 nucleotides long. Its product is annotated as E3 ubiquitin-protein ligase RNF182. NCBI's taxonomy places the organism in Eukaryota, Metazoa, Chordata, Actinopteri, Perciformes, Gasterosteidae. The record is from RefSeq and is a predicted model, not a curated record.